Symbiodinium sp. CCMP2456 is the source of this 3042-nucleotide messenger RNA. NCBI's taxonomy places the organism in Eukaryota, Dinophyceae, Suessiales, Symbiodiniaceae. The record is from the annotation of a GenBank genome assembly.
AUGGGUAAGACACCGCCGAGCUACAUCGCCGUCUACUUUAUGGCUGUGGGUUCCGGCUGGCUCUAUCUCCUGAUGACGGUGUGGCUGAGCAUGUACGCCUCGAUCAGUUCUCACAGCCUUGGUGUUCGGCUCCGCACGAGAUACGUGCGGCUGCCAAUCCCGAGCCUGCGGCAGCUCUACGGCAUCUCUUCCUCUCUGCAAGACUUCGAGCAGCAAGGCUUCCAGAAGAUGUUCCGGCUACCCUUUGGACCACAAGGCACCCCGCAGUGGGAUCGAAAUAAUCGACCCCCCGGUGUCGCUCCAGGGCCGUCGCAGGCUACAUCGUCCCAGGCUGCACCUGGGCAAGCACCGCAAACCCCAUUGCGGGUGCCCUUCGCCGUGCCUUUCGCUCCACCUGCGGAGGGUCCUUCCGGCGACAGAGCGCUGCGCCGCGGGGGCUCCAUGUCCUCCACGGGCUCAGAGGACCUCUUAGGCCUUGGCGAAGCUGGCUUUGGCCGUGAGCAGGUGCUUGAACGCGCUGUGGAGACGUCAGCCCCGGCACAGCACGUGCAGAUGUUCCGAAAGCUUCAGUCCAUGUGGCAGUGCUUCGAUGCAUACGCACGUGUCAGCAUGAGCCUGGGCGUGCACCAAAUCGUCCAGGCGAUCAAUCUUUUCGUCUUGGGCCUGACAUUGGUUGAGACGCAUUGUCCCUCGGUGGCCAUCGCGAUCACCCUCGCGUUGCAGGCGGUUGCUUUCUCCUUGACCUUCAUGGACGUCGCCGGCCUUCACCGGUGGCAGUGGGCCGGAAUGCUGGUGAUUUCAAGCGGGUGUGCAGUCACAACGGUCUUCUCCUUGAUGUUCGCGAAGCUGACGGCUGAGAACAUGCCCGACAUCACGAAGCCGUUCCCCCUCGCUCCGAUUGGCUAUUUAUUUCAGGUGGUCUAUUUCCAGCUGAUCUUGGAACUCGCCAGGCCGACGGACGAGAUCAUGUCCUUGCCCAGGAGAUUUCGGGCAGUCUUGUUCACGGACGUCUUCGGUGACUCGAGCUACGAUCCGACGGAUGCGGAGCAUGCUCUGCCUCCAGAACCCGGGAGGCCGGGGCAGAUGCAGCGCAUGGCCCAGGACAAGGCGCUGGCCACGUGUGAUAACCUCUCGGCAAUGGCGCAGAUGGCUCUUCGUCGUUGGGAGGCGCUUCCACAGCCACACUUGAGUGACGAGGACCAGGCCGUCCUCGAGCAGAAAAGGAAGGAGUACACGCUGUCACGAAAGGCGCUGAUGGCACACCUUGUGGAACUCAAGCGUGAACAGGGAGUUCCCUUCGAUCCGGAGGACCGCGAUCGGCUUGAGUUGAAGUCAUGGAGCGAGCUCAAUGACGUCGAGAAGGCCGAAGACGUCUUUGCCGGUUAUGUCAUUGGCCCGAUGCAGCUCUCUACUGGCAAGUCGCAGCUCUACUUCUAUGACUUGGAAACAGGCGAGUGCAUCUAUGACCGCCCAGGGCGUCGACCGCUGCUCACGCUUGAUGAUGUGUCCGACCAUGUCAGCAAAUUCGCCCGAGCUGUCCGGAGAGUGUUCUCCGAUGCACAGCAGGCUGCCGAGGGGUCCGAAGACGGCGAGUCUUCCCGGGGCGCGAGUCCAGGCCACAGUGCCGACGGCCUGGAGCCACAGGGUGGCCGUGGCCGGUCCAUUCAAAAGCGGGUGGCAAGGUCGAUGACGAUGCUCAUGGGAAAGACCCGACUACCAACACGGGUGGACAACCUGCCGUGGAAGGCGCUCAUGCGACUAACACAGGUUCUUCAAUGCUGCUGGAUCUUCCUGGCCGUUGCAGAAGCCUGUUGCAACUGGUUCCCCGACACGUUCGGGGCAGACCUGUUCCGCGUCAGUUGGUCAGGGGAUUCUGGCGAAAUCAAGGGGGACUGGCAUGGAGACCCCGAAGAGAAGUACUUGCACGAGUACGAGGAGCAUCUGCAACACGAAGAGCAUGCAGGCGAGCAUGAACAGCACGCGCACCAUGCAGAGCAUGGCGAAGGUGAACAUCAGACCGCUCCUGCAGAAGGAGAGCAUGCGUCACCAGCGUCGCCAUACGAAGGAGGCCAUCCGGUGAGCUACGAAGGAGAGCUCGUGCCGUUGCACGAAGGCGCAGCUUCGGAGCACGAAGGUGCCGGCCACCUGCGCCGGCUCCGCUCAGAGGCACCAGGGCGACCCUGGUGGCAACGUGCAACGGAGGUGAAGGCAACGUGGCCUCACGGCAUUUUCUUCCGUGCGGUGGCUCUGGCCAGCUUGCCUGAGUCCGGCCUGCUUGCCACUACGGCCUUCACGCUGUACAGAUCUUCCGAGCCACGCCUCGGACGGAGCCUCUCCUGGCAGGCCUUGCCGAGACCGGAGUUCCCAGCUUCGGCAGCCAUUUGCGAUGCCGGCAGAAAUGGGUCGCAAGAAGCGGCUUCCCGUUGCCUGAUGAUCGGGCCAAGGAGUGCGACUCCAGCCCUCGUCUUCUGGCCUUUCGGCUCCCCGGAAGCCGCCGUGGAACUUCCUCUUUCGCCAAGGUUGCCGCCAUGGAAGACUGCAGCAGGUGCGGCGCUGCCCUGCGAAAAACUGCAGUUCUUGGCGCAUGCGGAUGCGCAGCGGUGUUUGCUGCUGGCAGGUUGGGAUGAUGCUCGACUGCGAGUCGCUGUGGUGAAACUUCAAGACGGGGGCCUGCUGCCUUCGCCGGACGCGCAGGUGGCCGUGCGCUCUGAAGUGCCGCUGGGCAGCGGCUGUGGCAAGGCGCCGGAUGCCAUGCACGUGGAUGCUACAGGUCGGCUCUGGCUUUCGGAAGGUGGAGCCUUGGCGGCUUGGCACCUGCCCUCAGGUGCCUUCCUUGGCCGCUGGACUCCUUCCUGGCGAUCGUUCCGGCCGUCCGCCCUCUGCACUUGGGGGGGUCGCCUCCUCGUCGCCGGCGCCGCAGGAGCCGGCUUCGGAAGGCCUGCCUUGCUCAGCUUCAGGCCCAACCUGACGGAAAGCCAAAGCGCUCCGAAUUCCGAAUCGGCUUUAGGCGAGGGCUCUCCAAAAACAAGCCGAGUCCCAUGA